AUGACAAAACCAAUAUUUAAAAGUAAAACCAAACCAUUAGGGUGGUCUAAAAUAUCAAGUAAGGAAGUUAUUAAUGAAGAUGAAGAAGAAGAGGAAGGAGGAGAAGAAGGAGGAGAAGAAGAAGAAAUAGAUAAUAAUAAAAACAGUAAUAAUAGUAGUAGUAAUAGUAAUAAUAAUAAUAAUGAUAACAAUAAUAACAAUGGUGAAGAAAGGAAGGUAGAAAAAGAAGAAGAGAAAGAAGAAAUUAAUCAUUAUAGAAAUCAAUUUGAAAAAGAUUUAUUAGAUAUGGAAUUAAAAGCAUUAAAUAGAGAAACAAUUGAUAAUAUUUUAAGUGGUUUAAAUUCCUAUGAAAUUUUUAAAGAAGUUAAUUUCGAUUUUGAAAAGUUAUAUUCAAUAAUUAUUAGUGAACCUCCACCAUUAUUUGAUACUUUCUUUGAUUCAGUAUCUUCAUUUGAAAUCUUCUUUACAGAUUGUUUAAUUCUAUUAUGUAGUAAUUUCCCAGACGGUAUUGAUACAUCAAUUACACGUCCAAAUUUUAAUGAUUUUUAUAAUCAUUUUAAAGAUAGAGGAGUUAUAAAUAAAUAUAUUUCAAGAGAAAAUAUUCACAAAGCAUUAAAUGAUAAGUUAAUGACAGAUUAUUUUAAUUCAGGUAUAUAUUUAGGAUUGUUGGAUACUUUAGAUAUAGCAGCCAUUAGAUUUAUAACGAUAUUUGGAAAGUUUUUAUCAUAUGAGGUUGUAGAGACAAUCAGUAAUUCAUUAUUUAGAUAUAGAACAGACAAAAUUGAAUUUCUAUCAGAUAUUAUUAGAGAAUUAUUAUUAUGUAAUGAAAAAUAUAGAACAUUAUCAAAAAGUUACGAUUUAGUUCAAAAGAGAUUACAAAAAGAAGAAUUUACAUUUAUUAAAGUGUUUGAAGAUGAUGAUCCAAAAUUAUUCUCAGCAUUAUAUCAACCCCCUGAUAUAAUCAAGUUAAUUACAGAACCAGAAAAAGAUUCAGGGUUUUGGUGUAUGAUUGGAAUAUUUAAAUCAAAGAGGAUUUUAGAUUAUCUUAUAAGAACUGAACCAAGUAAGAGUUGGUUCAAAGGUAAAGAAUCUGAUUACUUUUUUUCAAUAGCGGAAAUGGGUGGAAAAUAUUUCAAUUGGACAUUAUUGGAACCAAAAUUAAUUAAAAAGGAAGUUAAUCAGAAAUCAUUAAAAGGUGUAAUACCACCAAGGGAAUUGAAUAGUCAACAACGUAAUACUCAAUUCUUUCGAGUUUUCAAUGGAGUUACAGGGUUCAAUGAUAUACGGUUUGUUUAUGCCAAUCCAUCAUUAGCUCAACAUGCAAUAAAAUUUAUUCAAAAGGUGACUGAAUGUGGUCUAUUUUUAAAUACUGAUGUAAGAAAUGUUAGAGAUUCCAUACCAAAUUCCAAUAGUUUUCUAUUUAGAAAAUUCUUAGAGGUUAAUUUUUUCUAUAGAUACGAAAAAGACAAUGAGGUAUAUCAACAUCAACCAACUGAAGAAAACUCACUCUUAUACUCAACAUCAAUCAUUUCAAGAAUUGUGGAAAUGGAAGUAACUGAUCUUUUAUCAGUGGUUCUUAAAAAUUUAACUCAACAAGGUUGUUCAUUAGCACGUGAAGCCGUUGAUGAGAGAUCUUUGUUAAGUACAAUUCAUUCGGAUAAAUACUAUAAUAGUUCAAUUGUGGUAUUACAUAAUUAUUGGCCAAUUCCACCAAAGUUUUGUGAUUGUUCAACAUCAUUUAUUUCAAUGGCCAAUGGUAAAUUGCCUAGAACCUAUUCUGGUAGCGAUGGUGUUAUACCUUAUAUAUUUUUCGCUAGAAAUCAUUUAACACUUGGAUUCUUACUAUCAAUUCAUAAUAAUAUCACCGAUACCAUUGAUAUUAAUCAUUGGAUUUCCGUUGCGAUAUCUGGUGGACUUUAUUAUGACAAAGAGGAAAUCUUUAGGAAAUAUCCAUUACUUCAAAAAGAAUCUACACUUCAAAAAUAUCCAAGACCAGUUAAUAUUUUAGAAUUUCAAACUUUAUUAGAAAAUAAUGAGUGUAUCGAAUAUAUCGCCAGAACUUUCAUUAAAGAAAUUCCACCUCAUGAAGUACCAACUGUUAAACAUUCAGAUUUACUCAUACUCUUUGAAAUUUCAGUUAUGAAAAAAAGAUCAAUUAGAUCAAAAGAAUCACUUCAAGCUGAAUUAGAUUUAAUUGAAGAAGAAAAAAGAGAAAAGAAAAAACAAAAAGAUAAAAAGAAAAAUAAAUCAAAUCAAAAUCAAAAAAAUAAUAAUAAUCAAAAUAAUCAAAGUAAUAAUAAUAAAAUAAAUUCACCAUCAUCAAAUAAACUCACUCAAAAUGUUACUCCACCAUCUUCACCUGUAAAUAUAAUAACUUCAUCAUCAACUACAUCAUCAAGUACAUCAUCAACAACAUCAUCAACAACAUCAUCAACUAUAGAACCAAAACCGCCAACACAAACAUUACCAAUAAAAACAUCAUCACCAACCAAACCAGAAUCACAAAAACCAUCAACUCCUGAUCCAUUAAUCCCCAAAUCUUCAAAAUCAACUACAAAAAAUAAUAAUAAUAAUAAUAAUAAUAAUAAUAAUAAUAAUAAUAAUAAUAAUAAUAAUAAUAAUAAUAAUAAUAAUAAAGAAAAUAGAGAAAUGGCUUUAGAGGUUAUAAAUGAAAUGGAAAAAAUUGAAAUUGAGGAAUCAUUAUUAUCAACAUCUUCUUUGGUACAACCACAACAACAAUCACAACAAUCACAACAACAACAAGAACAACAACAACAACAACAACAACAACAACAACAACAACAACAACAACAACAACAACAACAACAACAACAACAACAACAACAACAACAACAAGAAAAACAACAAGAACAACAAGAACAACAAGAAUCUAUUCAAUUAAAUCAAACCCUAACACCAAUAAUACCAGAUUUUCAAAUUGGUAAAUUUAAAUUUAGUAGAGACGAAAAUAAUAUAAUAGGGAGAGGAUCAAAUGGUACAUUAGUAUUUAGAGGAAUUUGGAAUGACAGAAUACCAGUCGCUGUUAAACAAAUGCAAAAAGCUUUCAAUCCUCAUAUUAGUAAAGAGAUUGAAGUAUUAAUUCGUUUAACGAGUAAUAAUUGUUCAAAUAUGAUUAGAUAUAUAGAUCAAGAAGAGGAUCAAUUAUUUGUUUAUUUAGGUUUAACUUUAUGUGAAGAGUCAUUACAAGAUUUAAUGGAAUCUAAAAGGUAUAAAGAAUUUAUAGAGAAAACCACCACUACCAAUAUUACAACGACUUUUAAUAAUAAUAUUAUUGAUGAAAAUUUAUAUGAACAAAGAAUAUUAAGUCUUUUUAAAGAUGUUAUUAAUGGAAUUAACUUUUUACAUUGCCAAGAUAUUGUACAUAAUGAUUUAAAUCCAAGAAAUAUUUUAGUACAUAAGGGUAACUUUGUUAUAUCAGAUUUAGGACUUAGUAAAAUGCAAGUUGAAACAUCAUAUUCAUUUACAAAUAAUGCACCAACUGGUCAAGAAGGUUAUCAUCCAAUUGAAGUACUUCAAGAGAAACGUAAAACUAAAUCAGUGGAUAUAUUUUCAUUGGGUUGUAUUUUAUUUUAUCUUUUAACCAAUGGUCAACAUCCAUUUGGUAAUAAUAAAUUAUUAAGAGUUGCAAAUAUUGUCUAUGAUAAACCAGAUUUAGAGCCAUUGAAAUUUAAUGCACCUGCCUUGGAUUUAGUUAGAUUAAUGAUUUCCCAAGAUGAAAAGAAAAGACCAACCAUUGAUACCAUACUUAAUCAUCCAUUGUUUUGGUCAACUAAUGAAAAAAUCAAAUUUUAUGAAUCUUCUUUAAACCUUUUAAAAGAUCCAAAUAAUUCUCAAUCAAAACAUAGUAAACUAUUGAAUUAUUAUCAAAAUGAUAAUAGUGGUGGUGUAUUAUUUUUAUCAAAACCUUGGAAUCAAAUUAUUGAUCCAUUUUUAAUUGAUCAUGUUGAAAAUAAUAAUAAUAAUAACAAUAACAAUAACAAUAAUAAACAAAACUCUAAAAAGUUAGCAAUAGUUGCAUAUCAAUACGAUCAAGUUAGAGAUUUAGUUCGUUGUAUUAGAAAUUCCUUGGUUCACCAUAAGGAUAUAUUAAGAUCAAUCACUCAACAACAAAACUUACCCCCAUCCUCAAAGGAAUUUGCCAAUGAUUGUCUAAAAAGUCAAGAAUCUGUACUAUUAUAUUUCGAAUGUAAAUUCCCUGACCUAUUAUUUCAUUUAUAUCAACAAUUUAAAAAAUCAGAUUUCAAUUCUAAAGAUUAUUUAAAUAUAAAGUUUUAG
This is a messenger RNA of Dictyostelium discoideum AX4, 4296 nucleotides long. RefSeq lists its product as hypothetical. NCBI's taxonomy places the organism in Eukaryota, Evosea, Eumycetozoa, Dictyosteliales, Dictyosteliaceae. Gene Ontology annotation, molecular function: RNA nuclease activity; RNA endonuclease activity; protein serine/threonine kinase activity. The transcript has 2 exons. The coding region runs from base 1 to 4296 and encodes 1431 amino acids. The record is from RefSeq and is a predicted model, not a curated record. Gene Ontology annotation, biological process: endoplasmic reticulum unfolded protein response; mRNA processing.